CCCAAGAGGUGGGGACUUGGGGAGACUUCAAACGUUAAUACGGAGUUGGAUGAGCCCCAUUGGGAAGGGGUUUGUGGGUGAUCCCUGGGUACCCCGCCCGCGGAGGAGAUGGAUGAGGACGGGCUUCCUCUCAUGGGGUCAGGCAUAGACCUGACCAAGGUGCCAGCUAUUCAACAGAAAAGAACGGUGGCAUUUCUAAACCAGUUUGUGGUGCACACUAUACAGUUCCUCAACCGCUUUUCUACAGUUUGUGAGGAGAAACUGGCAGACCUUUCCCUUCGUAUCCAACAAAUUGAAACAACACUCAACAUUUUAGAUGCAAAGUUAUCAUCUAUCCCAGGCCUAGAUGAUGUCACAUGUGAAGUACGCCCCAUAAGUGUCACCAGUAUCACAAAUGAAUCGCGUGCUGAAACCACUUCAGAGCAAUCACAGAACAGUUUACAAGACUCUGGACCACAGGAAAGUGAAGUAACAGCAGCAAAUAUCUUAACUGUAGCCAAGGAUCCAAGAUAUGCCAGAUAUCUCAGAAUGGUUCAAGUGGGUGUUCCAUUGAUGGCAAUAAGAAACAAAAUGAUAUCAGAAGGACUAGACCCAAAUCUUCUUGAAAGGCCAGAUGCUCCAGUGCCUAAUGGAGAAGGUGGAAAAAAUACAGAAGAAAGCUCAGAUAGUGAAUCUUCUUUUAGUGACUAAGUUUAAUUUUGAUAACCAUUACAUAUACACAUAAAGGCAUAAAUUUACAUCCUAUUGGAAACAACCUGAACUUGAACUCUUCUUCACAGAAACAACAAAUAGCCAAAUAGUCACCACCAAGCUUUCUCUGUGUAAAAGUAAUAAUAAUAAACCACUUAUAACCUCACAAUAUGUCUUAAAAUAAAGAUCCCUGAACUGAAAAAUAAAGUAGCCUAAAAAAGUUCAAUUAAUGCUAUAAAUACUAAGAAUAGAAAAUUGCAGGGAUGCAGUGAGCAUUUAAUAUAAAGUCAGUGUGAGGUUAGUGAUCAAAAAUCUAGAUGAAAAAAGUGAACUUGGCUCAGACAGUUAUUCAGUUUUCAAUGAAUAUUUUAGCAACAAAAGUAUGUGCAUUUGUAUCAUACAACUUGUUAAAAGAAAUUUCUGGCAGAAAAUAAUAUUGGAUUGAAGUUUUCCAUGGCAACUUAAAGUUUGUAUAUCAUAAAAGUAAGGCUAUGGAACUUACUGGUAGUAUUUAUUAACUUAUAGAGCUUUUCACCACUUGGCCUUUAGAUAUUAUUACACUAUCAAAGCUAGACAUUCUUAUUUAUUAUUAGAUAGAAAUUGAAUAGAAGGUAAUUUCAUUGUAGUUUAGAGUGAGAACCAUCAUUGUCAUCAGCUUUUUUGUUGCCUACACAGGAAAAAAUAUAUUCAGUCUGCACAGGUUUAAAAUGUUCUCACCUCACCUUGCAAAUAAUUCUUCAUGAAUAAUUAUUUGCACACAAUCUAGAAAAUUUCUAAAAUACAGUUGACCCUCAGCAUCCAUGGGAGGUUGGCUCCAGGAAGCCCUGCAGGUACCAGAAGCUGUGGAUGCUCAAGCCCUUUAUAUAAAGUGACAAUACUUGCCAGUAACGUGCACACAUCUUUCCAUAUACUUUGAAUCAUCCCUAGAUUACUCAAUAAUACCAAACAAAAUGUAAAUGUUAGGUAAGUAGUAUUUAUUUUGUUUAGGGAAUAAUGACAAGACAAAAAGUCUUUAUACUCAGUACAGACCCAGCUGUCAUAACCCUAACUACAUAGUACACCUCAGCAACAGUGUAAAUUAAAAAGACAUAUUUUCAGGCCACUGUUGGUUGAAUUCACAAAUGCUGAAUCUGCAGAUACGGAGAGCCAACUAUACUUACAUGGAAAGAUAUAUAAAUGCACUUGAUGAAUGGUUCUUAUUUUAGUAUAGGCUACCUGAAAGUAGACCCUGAGAAAAGGACUUAGAUGUAUGUAGGUCAUUUGUGCAGUGACUCAAGAAGCAAAAGUGAAAGAACAGAGAUUAAGAGGGGGCGGGAAAUCCACUCAAAGGUGUAUUAUCAUUUGCCAUUUGGGGCUGAUGUGCUCCAAGCCCUCCUGAGAAGCUUAAAGAAUGCUCCCUACAUUGUCCUCCCAAUACAGAUGGGAUCAUUUAUGGACCAGUUCCAUGCCCCAUUAGUUGAGAGUGACCUCCAGAAGCAUUAACUACCCCUGCACUUCCGGACUCUGCUUUUGUAUGAGAAAGUGGAGGCUUCCCCAGUGUUGAAAAAGGACUUGGAACAGAAAGCAGAAAGAUGUAUGGCCCACACCUAUGGGAUUUCACCAGCAAAAGAAGGAAAAAUCUGAGCUCAGAACUGUCUAGUGCAGCUGUGGCUAAUCUCAGAAGUCGACAAGGGACGUGUUGUGGAGCCAGAGGUAUUUGCUGUUGUUUACCCUUGCCUGUUCAGAACUGCUUGAGUCCCAUAUUAAGUCCACUUCAUCACCAAGUCUGUAAGGUGAUGGCCAGCCAGUGUAUAAAACUACACAGGAGGAUUAAUGAGACAAACUACAUUUCCUGUUGCUACAGCUGAACCCAAAGCCAAAACUCACAUUCAUCAUCACCGCCGCCACCCAUUGGAAAUUUUCCUUGCUCUCUGCCAGAAAUUCUAGUUUGAUUGCCUGGUGUAGUGACCCAGACCUCCAUCCCUUCAGGGAUCUGGGACCUUGGUGACUUGGCCCUUUUUAGCCUAUGAUCAUCACAAUUGUCUGCUGUGCACACCAAGCCUGGAAGCGUCAGACGUGCCCAAAUUACCUGAGUUCCAGACAUAUCCUCCAUCUUGUAGUCACAAUUCUAGCUCAUGUCAGCCAGCAUAUUAACUCUUUUUUUUUUGCCUGUUGUCCCAUAGACAUGAGCAGUCCAAUGGGACCAUUUGGCAGCAAUAGCCUUUUGGUUACUGGGCUCGUGGAUCCUAGUAGUUGGGGACAUGGCAUGAUAUGGUGACCUUUGGUGUGGUGUAUGUAUCACAUCCUAGAAAGCAGCACCCCAGCCCUGUACGAUGUCUCUGAGCCGGUACCUAAGGUGACUCUGUGUAACAGGACGUUUCAUUGUUCUGUUAGACUGAGUGCUUCUGGACAAAUAGUGUAUAUGGUGGGACCACGGAUCAAAUCAUUUAUGUCAUUCUUCACUUGCUACAAAAUAGUUCCUUGAUCUGAGACAAUGUAAUCCCAGAUACCGUGUUAGUAAUAGACAUUCCAUAGACUAUCAGACAGUAAUGAUGGCCAAGUACUAGGGCAAGCCCAUGGAAGAGUACAUAUUAGUUACAAUAGGAAAGAAUUGCUUCUUCUUCUGAGGUAGAAGGAAAUUAAUACCAACAACUUGCUACCAAGUGGCUGGUUAAUCUGAAGGAAUGGCACCAAACAUUGGGUCUCUGCUGCUGAUCAUGUGUUUGGCAGUGGCAGUAACUAGAUGACCUCUACUGAGAGAAAGCCCAAGCUGUUGGGCCCAUAAUUAGCCAACAUGUCUGCCACCACCAUUACUCCAUUCGUGGGCGUGUUGUUUAGGCCUGGAGUAGUCAGGGACAGGCUGAAACCGGAAGGGAUCACUCUGACCACCUACUCUUUGCCUCUUCGGGGGAGUGCUCUUGUAUUGAGAGUCCAUGAUACAAAAGUCGGUACACUUUGCCAUGAUAAGAAGAUUGUGUGUAUUCUUAACUCAGGCUAUCUCCUUCUCCAUCAUUGUUCACUUAUCAAGUGCACUGUUUGAGGCUCUGUCCAUCAGAAAGAUUUUUCUUUCACUGCCAAUCCUUAGGUCUACCUCUGAGAGAGGCUAUAAUGUAUAAGCCAGCCAUGUCUGGCCCACACCAACAUGUCCAGCAUAGCUGGCUGGUUCAUCCAAUUCACAAGGACCACUUUUUCCUUCUCUGUCACCAGGUAUAAUAAUAUUGCACACAUAGUUUCAGUCCUUCACUUCUCCCUGUCUUCCAUGUCCUGUGCCAUAGAAUCUUGCAUUGCCUUCUCAUCCUGGGUGCAACAUUCUGCCUCACCUUUUGGCUCUGAGCUUAGCCAAGUGAUUUCCUCUGGGUCAACAGAAAGUCAAUAAAUCUGGUCCAAGCAGAGACUUGAAAAAUACUUGGGUGAUUGGUCUUGCCUUCUCUUCUGCCUCUGCCACUGACAUAGAACCUGAUUGGAAUAGUCUGAUGGAGAAUGAGAGAUGUGGUGUUUCGGUCGCUCAGCAGCCAAUCCCAAGACAUGAGCAGGUCCAGCCAAGAUCAGAAAAUCUGUCUAGUGAAUUUCCAGCUGGCCCUAGGUGUGUGAGUAAUAAAUGCUCAUUGUUGAUUCUCCUAAAGAUUUUUUGGUUUUUAUUGUAUAGCGUUAGCCUAUCGAUAAGUAACUGAAGCAACUAACCAUAGGGAAUCCCCCCAUGAAGUCAUAGAAGUAGUUGACUAAGAUGCACAAGUGCAAAUGAGGCAAAUGAUUUGGAAUCUAGGCCAUUUGUCCAUAAAACUUACAUGUACACUCUAGACUUACUCAGGCUUGAUCCCAAAUGUAUUACUUCCAACAGAUGAUGGAUCGCUACUGUCUCCUUUUGAUUUGGUGAAACUGAUAACACCCUGCUCAUGAUGUGCAACUCCAGUUAAUCAUUUGAUGUCACAUAUGGUCAGAUUUUCAGUUUCUGCUGGGCGCAGAGCUGUGCUGUGGCCAAGGAGGUAAUGGUCUCUGUAUAGACUGCCAGCGUAGCCUUUUGGCUUUCGGCACACCCUAAGAUGAUCGUUGGCUGAUCUGAGUCAGUUAUUUGUUCAAGUCCUCCAAGGCAAUUAACAGAUGCUAGCUAGUUCCACAAUCCUCUAACCCCAAAUAAUUCUAGUGACACAGCUUCUACAUAACCCAUUGCCUCCCCCAGGAGAUUCUUAGGAACCGUAAUACACACCAGGCAUGACCACCAUCCUGCUCAUCUUAGCAACAAAUAAGGGAAGUGAUCCAGUUCCAGGACCCCAUCCUAGGGGUCUGCUUACCAGGGACAUUCUCAUACAAAAGUCCUUUGUUAUGUUCCUCCUAAAAAGAACCUUGAGACAAAUACUUGAAAGCAAGUAGUUUAUUUAUGACCUAAUUCCAGGAAGCAGGAGUGAGAGAACAGGAAGAAUGAUAUAGGGAAGAAAAUACAACGUAAGGGUAUGUGAUCCAGAUUGCCAUUGGGGAGCUUGGGACUUGAUUCCAGGACCAGGCACCAUGUCAGAAACGAACAAGUCCUUCCCAGAGUUGUCUACCAGAAGGACCAGAGGCUGAAUCAUCUGUCCACUAGUCAUGGACCCAUCGGUGGAAGGCAUUACUCCACUACAUUUAUGCGACAUACUGGUAUAUAGACCCAGGGGGCUCCCAUAGCCUUGGGAAUGACACUUUGUCACAAAGUGGAGAAAGGGGGCGCUUAUUUGAGACGGGUUGCUGUCACCAAAAGGUGAAUCUGAGAUUGAGUGGAGCUCUCAGCUGUGGCUGAAAUCCAAGGUGGGCCCGAAGGAUAUUUUGUAGGCGCCAUGGCAACAGCUACAGACAUGGCUGCCUCUAAAAUACCAAAAUGUCCUGAACUUACUUUGAUUUAAAAUGUAUAAUUUUCUUCUUGGAUAUGAAGACAAAUUGGAUGGUAAGCCACACUCAAGAUUUCCAGAACUUUUUCCUUAAACUUUUUUGUUUUUAAAAUCUUCCAAAAAUGACCCAAGGAUAAACAAUGACUAAAUCUAUAUCUUUAUAGUCUGUUGCAAUUAUAAUACAAUUUUAAAUGUUUUCUUUUACACAUACCCCGCAGAGCUUUUCUGUGAAACUUUUAUAUCUGAACCAGAGCAUGGCUCCUGGAAGAGAAUAAAUUGUGUCCAUGUGCGCUUGAAAAGUGCCCAGACAACAUAACACUUAGUGAAACUUUUGUUUCUGAUCAAGUGCUUCACAAAAACAAGCUUGAGUUCCAGGAUCCAUAAAGAGCUUAAAUUCCCACAAUUUAAUUCUUUAAUAGCUGCUUCAAUGGUGCCAAGACAUCUUUUCGAAAACAUUCACUCUUACCUUUCUUGUUGAUAAGACUAAUAAACAAAAGGAUGGCUACUAAAGCCACCUACUUGUUAGCUAGUUUCUAAAAUUCUUCCAGUAAAUAAACUAUCUUCCCAAAUCAAGGUCAAUAUUUUCCAUCAGCUGCAACUUGCCACUAGUUAUCCUGCUUAAGGCCAUUGUUAAUAUAACGAGAAUGGUUUGCGUGACUCCUGGCGGCCAAGGAGAGUGGACUGGACGAGCAUGUGUGAGCAAUGACAACCUUGCUGUACUAGUCAGUGGGGGCAGGAGAUGCCAGUUGAGUGAGCACGUGUACUGUGUGGCUGUCACAUUCAAAAUGACUGAGCGAGGAGAGCAAAGAGCAUGCUUCAAAUUUUGCAUUAAAUGUGAACAUUCCUUCAUGGAAACUAUUUGGAUGAUUCAGAAGGCCACAGCUAGGGGCAACUAGUGGUUGGCAACUUCAUUAUGACAAUGCACCUGUUCAUGCAUCAUGUCUCAUGCAAGAUUUUUGAUGAAACAUCAUUUCACCCAGGUCACUCAGCCCCUCUAUGGCCCAGAUUUGGUGCCCUGUGAUGUCUGGCUUUUCCCAAAACUAAAACCACCUUUGAAAGGGAAGAGAUUUCAGGUGAUGAGAUUCAGGAAAUUAUGAUGGGGCAACUAAUGGCGAUUGGGAGAACUGUGUGAUGUCCCAAGUUGCCUAAUUU
Messenger RNA from Artibeus jamaicensis (Jamaican fruit-eating bat), 6677 nucleotides. RefSeq names its product WASH complex subunit 3 (gene WASHC3). Bases 109 to 690 code for a protein of 193 amino acids. Gene Ontology annotation, biological process: exocytosis; actin filament polymerization. The transcript is spliced from 7 exons. Gene Ontology annotation, cellular component: WASH complex. The record is from RefSeq and is a predicted model, not a curated record. Lineage: Eukaryota; Metazoa; Chordata; Mammalia; Chiroptera; Phyllostomidae.